CUUUCGGCGGGGAGGUGGUGAGUGCGCGCGGUCGUGUGUCGCGGGGACGCGCGUGAAGAUGGCAUCUGAGGCAGAGCCCCGCCCUCUGGGCAUGUUUGAGUGCCAGCUCUGUGCCUUGACAGCUCCUUACAGCUACGUGGGGCAGAAGCCCCCAGACACCCAGGCUGUUGUCCUCCUGGAGGAGAGCUACAUCAUGAAGGAUCCCUUCUCCUCAGACAAGACAAGGUUUCUGGUCCUCGGCUCACGGUGCAGUGUGUGCGGCAGGCUGGUGUGUGUGGGCCCGGAUUGCAGCCUGUUCUACUCCAAGAGGGUCUGCCUCCCCUGCGUUCAGGAGAAUAUCAGUGCCUUCCCUCAGGAAAUCCGGCAGGAUGUGGAGAAGAGAAAAGGUGCCUCCAAGAGGCCUUCCAGCCAUCCCUGACCACCAUGUGCACGGCCUCCUCCAGUGCAGCGCUGGGCUGGUUCGGCCAGGGUUCCGACUGGGAGCUGUGUAUCUGGCCUUCUCUGAACUGUGGAGUACCUGGAGCCCUGGGAACCCAGGAGGUGGCCAAGACUGAGGCCAGACAGUGGGAGUGGAUCCUGGAGGCAGCUCCAGGACUGGCCUCUAGGGGAGUGAGGGAAAGGGAGACUCCUUCGGUGGACAGUUGGUAGACACUCCCGGUAGAUGUACCUGUGGGAGACACCGGCUUCUCUCAGGACUUCCAAGUAACAUGAUGUCAUGUCUGUAGGGAAAUCAGCCUCCAAGGGUAUUCAAGGGUUAUGUCACAUUCUGUGUCACAUGUCUGGGAAAUGAUUUAAACCUUGACCCUGUACCAUGUUUAUAAUUAAAGACCUGAAGACUAA
This is a messenger RNA of Chionomys nivalis (European snow vole), 840 nucleotides long. RefSeq names its product cysteine rich DPF motif domain containing 1 (gene Cdpf1). Bases 59 to 418 code for a protein of 119 amino acids. The transcript has 4 exons. The record is from RefSeq and is a predicted model, not a curated record. NCBI's taxonomy places the organism in Eukaryota, Metazoa, Chordata, Mammalia, Rodentia, Cricetidae.